GAGAAAUAAACCCAAUUUUUUUUCGUCUCUAUUACUAUCGUGCAUUUGUCCAUUUGGUCGCCUGCUUUGGUUAGGCCUUCCAACGACGCGUUUCCUUCUUUCAUCUUCUUCUCCGCUUCAGGUGCAAUCUCUCUUUAUUUCCCCAAACAUCACUCAUGCAAGAAUCUCGAAUCUUACUCCCCCAAAUUCAUCAUACCAUCCACUUUCCACAUCGAUCUCCGCGAACAUUAUUAUGAAAAACCCCAAUUUCAGGUUGGGAUCUGUUUCAUCUAGCUCCGUAAACUCCCAAAAUCUUAUCAUUCCCAGUUCGCAAGUAUGAUUCAAUGCGAUUGAUCGACUCUUAAGCGAGAGAAUAGUCAAGCCCGUACGAUUACAAUAUAUGUGAAAAAGUUCCGUUUCCUUUUUUGGUUUACUAGGGUUAAGUUGAUCGUCGUGGGUUUUCAAUUUGAGAUCUGGAUGAUAGAGUUUGAAUUCAGGUGCUGAUAAAGGAUUUGAUCGAGGAAAGAUGGAUAUGGAUAAUAAUGGUGAAGCGGGUUGUCUUGACCCUGAAUUGUUACAGCUGAAUGAAGUGUCUCCUCUGGCUAUUAAAUCAAAUCCUUAUGUUGCUGAAAAACUAUUCGAGCAAUGGCUCUCUCUUCCUGAAACCACUCCUUUAGUAAAAUCUUUAGUUAACAAUGCAAAGGCGGGUGUUCCAUUGAAUGUCCCUGGAUCAACCAACAGCCCUAAGGCUACUUCCAGCUCUUCAAUACCUUCCAUGUUUCCAGCUGGCAGCACACCUCCACUCUCACCAAGAAGUUCAUCUGGUUCUGGUUCUCCCCGUGUUACAAAACAUAGGGCGGGCCCAUCAGUUUUAGGUUCUCCUUUGAGAUUAUUGAGUGAGCCAGCAAAAGAGUUAAUACCUCAGUUUUACUUUCAAAAUGGUCGUCCACCCCCAAAUGAACUAAAAGAACGAUGUUUAUUACAAUGCAACCAAUAUUUCUAUGGUCAUAUGGAAGGGCUACAAUUGCAUGAAUUCAAGCCAAUUACCAAGGAAAUUUGCAAGCUGCCUUCUUUUUUCUCUACCGCUCUUUACAAAAAGAUUGAUGUUAAUGGCACUGGUGUGACCAGGGAUGCAUUUGUUGAGUAUUGGGUCCAUAGCAACAUGUUGACAAAAGAUAUAGCAACCCAAAUAUUUACAAUUUUGAAGCAGCCUGAGUUGAGAUAUCUAACUCAUGAGGACUUCAAACCCAUACUUCGUGAGCUUUUAGCAAGUCAUCCAGGUCUGGAGUUCUUACAAAACACACCUGAGUUUCAGGAGAGAUAUGCUGAAACAGUAAUAUACCGCAUAUUUUACUAUGUGAAUAGAGGGGGUAAUGGCCGUCUGACCCUGAGGGAGCUGAAACGUGGAAAUCUAAUUGCUGCAAUGCUGCAUGCAGAUGAAGAAGAAGACAUAAACAAAGUUUUGAGAUAUUUCUCUUACGAGCAUUUCUAUGUAAUAUAUUGCAAAUUCUGGGAGCUGGACACAGAUCAUGAUUUUUUGAUUGAUAAAGAGAACCUUAUAAGAUAUGGCAACCAUGCAUUGACCUACAGGAUUGUUGACAGAAUAUUUUCCCAGGUUCCAAGAAAGUUUACGAGUAAGGUUGAAGGGAAAAUGGGAUAUGAGGAUUUUGUUUACUUCAUUUUGUCUGAAGAGGAUAAGUCGUCUGAGCCAAGUCUUGAGUACUGGUUCAAGUGCAUAGACUUGGAUGGAAACGGGGCAGUGACAAGGAAUGAGAUGCAAUUCUUCUAUGAGGAACAGUUGCAUCGCAUGGAGUGCAUGGCUCAAGAGCCUGUUCUUUUUGAGGACAUUUUAUGUCAGAUAGUUGAUAUGGUUGGACCAAAGGAUGAGGGGUAUUUUACACUUGGCGACCUAAAAGGAAGCAAACUUUCUGGCAGUGUUUUCAAUAUCUUGUUUAAUCUGAACAAGUUCAUGGCGUAUGAAAGUCGCGACCCCUUCCUCAUUCGUCAGGAACGUGAGAAUCCGACACUGACAGAGUGGGACCGGUUUGCACAUCGGGAAUAUAUACGGCUUUCAAUGGAGGAAGAUGCUGAAGAUGCGUCUAAUGGUAGUGCAGAUGUAUGGGAUGAAUCCCUUGAAGCCCCUUUUUAACUUUUAAGCUAAGCUACCAGCCUCCCUCCUCUCCUCUCUCUCUGUUUCACUUGAGACUUGAGACUUGAGAAGACAUUCUUUAAUUUAAGCAAAGCAAAGCAAGCAGCAGGCAGAAGCAGAGAAGGCUGCAAAGCUUUUGAGUUUUGAGCCGGUCAGUCAGUCAGUGAGUCAGUCAGUCAGUGUGUCCGUGUCCGUGUCCGUGUCUGUGUAUGAUGAAAAAGCCGAAAAGUUGCAAAUCGAUCGAUCCAUUGCACACAGAAGAAGUAUACAAAAGGGGGUGGGGAUUCCGGAUGAAAUCAGUCAGGUGAUAUAUAUACACAGAGAGAAAGAUAUAAUUUGAACUUUGAAGCAUUUCAGUAUUCUUCUGGAAACAUUUUCCCGUGAAUCAAACUGCACUUGUCCCAAAGAUGUUCAUGUUCAUAGAUAGCAUCUUGAAUCUUCAUCAUCAUCAUCAUCAUCAUCAUCAUCAUAUAUAUUAUUAUGUGCAUUAACAUUUUCUAAAGACCCAUCGACUGCC
Messenger RNA from Lactuca saligna, 2645 nucleotides. NCBI's taxonomy places the organism in Eukaryota, Viridiplantae, Streptophyta, Magnoliopsida, Asterales, Asteraceae. The record is from the annotation of a GenBank genome assembly.